Seminavis robusta is the source of this 333-nucleotide messenger RNA. The record is from the annotation of a GenBank genome assembly. Lineage: Eukaryota; Bacillariophyta; Bacillariophyceae; Naviculales; Naviculaceae.
AUGGACGAUGGUGUGAAGCAAUGUGUCACCAACAAGCAGCGUGAGAACGCUCAAAUCAAGAACAUGCCAUCGUCUUGGCCGGAUCCAGUGGUACAAGUAGAUGCGGAGGGAAACCAGCAAAUGGGUGGUCCUCGCCAGCAGCAGAAGACAAGCGACAAGACGGCCUCACCCAAGGUAACAGCGCAGAUCGGUAAGAAGGCAGCUGGAGAACCUCGAGCUGAAGACACAACGGAACGAUCCGAUUGGUCCGAUGUGGAAUACGGUCCUGGUUGGGAGCAGGUCUUUGACCCCUCUCCCGCCAAUGUGACCGAGCAGCAAAUGAAGCAGACCUAA